Molecule: messenger RNA, 3006 nt
Organism: Ostrinia furnacalis (Asian corn borer)
Lineage: Eukaryota; Metazoa; Arthropoda; Insecta; Lepidoptera; Crambidae
Gene: cact
Product: NF-kappa-B inhibitor cactus
Exons: 5
Coding region: 206-1213 (335 amino acids)
Biological process (GO): cellular response to tumor necrosis factor
Cellular component (GO): cytosol
Molecular function (GO): NF-kappaB binding
Source: RefSeq, a predicted model, not a curated record
CCACUUUACCAAUCGUUCAUAAUGUUCGUCAUCUUGGUUUUAUUUUCAUUUCAUUUCACUACACGCGAGAAUUCGACGUGAACGGUUACAUGAAAUAAAAAUAAGUGAACAAAAUGUUUUCAUACAGUUUUGGUGUUUGAUAAUAAGUUGUUAAACAAGUUUAUAUUUGUGAAGUUAGUGGAAGUGAAGUGAUAAAUCUAUCAAAAUGAGUGCGGACAAGGGAUUCGACACAAAAAUUCCUGUGGAGAUAAAUACAGACUCUGGUUUCUUGUCGGGACCAAUCGACCGACUGGAUUCUGAGGAUUUGGGCCCACCUAGUGAAACAGUGAAAAGUGAAUAUGUGGAAGAAAACAUUGAUAGUGGUUUAGACUUAUGUUCAGGUUUUGCUAGUAUUGGAAUUAGUGAUGUUGCUACACACACAUCGGAGCCCUCAAGGUCGAGUCAACAGUCAACAUGCAGCAGUGAGGACUUGCCUGUUCGACUGCUUUUCCGGCAAGAUGACGAUGGGGAUACGCAACUACACAUCGCGGCGGUACACGGCUGCGAGAAAACCAUUGGCAUCCUCAUCAAGUUAUGUCCAGAGAAAGCGUUGCUCGACAUCCAAAACGAUUACAGACAUACAGCGUUGCACCUAGCAGUCAUGGGUGGUUUCUCUGUUGUGACACGAAUGUUGGUCCUUGCUGGAUCCUCAUUAGCAGUCAGAGAUAUUUGUGGAAGGACGCCUGUCCAUAUAGCAGCGGAGACCAGCAACGUGGACUGUCUGAAGGCACUCCUCGCGCCCAUCAUCGAACAGCCCCAUAGAAAACUAGGACCAAUUUUAAACCAAAAAGAUUAUAAUGGUCAAACGUGCGUUCACGCAGCUGCAGCAGCAGGACAUGUCAAAACUUUACAGACACUCGUCCACUACGGAGCUGAAAUUAACGCCAGAGAGGGUCUAGCAGGCUGGACAGCUCUCCACAUCGCAGCGCGUCGCGGCGACGUGCGCCUAUCUCAAUACCUGCUGGAACAAUGCGCGGGAGUCGUGAAGAAUCCGCGCGACAACGGCGGCCGCACGCCUCGCCGGCUCGCCAAGCGGACCGCCGCCGAACGCCUGUUCGCCAAUGUCCACGCCGACUCUGACUCCGAGUCUGAGGAUGAUGAUGAUUAUGACAGCGAAGGUGAAAAUCUGUUCGAGCGCCUCAGAGAUAACCUGAACCCCAUAAACGUCGCGUGAUACCCCGACCUAAGUGUUAACUUGUCACACUUGAAGGUUAUAACGAGCAACAUAUUUCGGCAAUAUAGCGCAAUAUAGUCUGAAUAUUGUCGCAUGCUAGCCAAAAAUCGCUACAAAAAUGUUGCCCGUUCACAACCCUAACGGAAUCGAGGCUGAUUUGCCGAGGGUGCUUCGAUCAGAGCUGUCCCCAGCAUGUCUUUAUAGUAGCGUCUUCUGUGUGAUGAUUCUACAUGUUUCUAUCUUAAUAGUUAUUUAUGUAUAGGACCCGACGCGAUAUCAAAUAUCGCGUCAGGGUUGUGUCUAUUGCGAGUAUUAUUCGAUUGCUAUUGCUGAAAGUAAGUGUUCUUUUUUCAUGUAAAAAGCUAUCAAGUGAUACUUACAACGGUCACUCUGGUACGUUUGACGUAGAAAUGUAAAAUGUUAGUAUAAUGGGGUGUGAAAGAAGUGACGGUUACUUGAUAAUGCUCGAAAUGUUUAAUGCAAUUUCUUACAAAGCUGUAGUACCUACUGUAAUUCCAACAUAGUACGAGUGGGUUUGACUGAUGACAGUCAACUUACACAGAUGAUAAUCAGAGCAUAUGAGUGCGUCACUUUUGUGUGUAGAGCGCGCGAUAACGUGCAACGAAUUCAGGUAACAUGUGUAAAAUAACUAAAUAACAUAAACUGGAGUCGUGUGUACCUUUUGUAAUACUUGUCUUCCCUUAGUGUUCAAAUAAACUACACACAAAACAUUUCAGUUUUUUCUUAAUGUAAAGUUUUCAUGCCGUUGGUAUUUAGAUCGUAGUCCGAUUUAUUAUUCGAGAUAAAAAUGAAAAAUUCUCAGCAAAUUCUUAACCAUGGAUUAUAUUUUGCAUUGCCAUUCUUGGUGCGAAGGGAUGACAAUAUUUAUUAUUCAUUUGCCGGAAAGUCGAUAUUUUUUCCAAAAUAUUUUUACGGCAACAUUUAGGAAUUUGAAAAUUAUAAUUUGACACUAAAUUUUUGCUCUCGAAUAAAAAAUCCGUUGUAGCUGUACAUAGUUUUAAUUAUAGUCUUGUUUAAUAUUGUUUAAAGUUUCCUAUAUUGUAAACAUUGAUUUGUAACGUAAACAUAAAAUUGAGACGCGGGCGCCCGAGUGGAGAUGUGUGGAUGGUAAAAUAUAUUUGAAUGUAAAUGGCGCUCAACCUCUAAAGGGAUACGGCGUGUAAAACAUAAUAAACUGCCUUAUAGGCGAAAGUAUAUUAAUUUCAGCUUUUAUUUUCUUCCAAACUCAUCAUUAGAUUCAUGACAAUAGAAAAUUGGCAACCCAUAGACAAUAUAGAAUUAAACGAUAGAAGUUUGCACUAUAGAUGAUGAUCAGAGCCAAGAUUGGAGGAUUUUAAACUGAAAUAGAGCCCAAAAGAGCAUGACAUUUUGAAAUUCAGUUGUAUUGUUGUAUUUUUUUAAAUUAUUUCUGCAUAAUUUUAUUGAACAGUGGGCUGAGUGUGAGUUUACAUCAAACUGAAAAUUUUAGUUUUUGAACAUUUCCCGCUAGGGGCGCUGUACAAUUCGUCGUACAUUUAAUGUCAUUUGAUCUAAACUCACACUAGGCCCUCUGGUUGAAAUAGCAGAUUUCUUAAGAUAAAAGCACCAUUGUUGUCAAGUUUAUUAAAAAGGUCUAUGGUUCCUAUAGACAAGCUAGAGCGGUCUUGCUAACUUUCUGGUGAAAGCCUAAGUUAAGACGCCUGUAUAAAAAUAUGAGCACGGAGCGACUAUGCAAUACAAGGCGACAGUACCUACUCAGCAAUAAUGUUCUCUCCCAUCUCUAUGGUUAGGCA